This is a messenger RNA of Acinonyx jubatus (cheetah), 4155 nucleotides long. RefSeq names its product WD repeat domain 48 (gene WDR48). NCBI's taxonomy places the organism in Eukaryota, Metazoa, Chordata, Mammalia, Carnivora, Felidae. Gene Ontology annotation, molecular function: ubiquitin binding. Gene Ontology annotation, biological process: double-strand break repair via homologous recombination; protein deubiquitination. The record is from RefSeq and is a predicted model, not a curated record. The transcript is spliced from 20 exons. Bases 103 to 2250 code for a protein of 715 amino acids.
AACUUUGGCUCCACCACCUGCCCUUGGCUAAAGGGGAAGAGGCGGGACAUCCGCCCGGUCCCAGACACUUCCGGAAGUGACGUAGGAGUGUCAACAUGCAAGAUGGCGGCCCAUCACCGGCAGAACACGGCAGGGCGGAGGAAAGUGCAGGUUUCCUAUGUUAUUCGAGAUGAAGUAGAGAAGUACAAUCGAAAUGGAGUCAAUGCCCUGCAGCUGGAUCCAGCACUGAACAGACUUUUCACGGCCGGUCGAGACUCCAUCAUAAGAAUAUGGAGUGUCAAUCAGCACAAGCAAGAUCCAUAUAUAGCAUCUAUGGAACACCAUACCGAUUGGGUAAACGACAUUGUGCUUUGUUGUAAUGGGAAAACAUUAAUAUCUGCUUCUUCUGACACAACAGUGAAAGUGUGGAAUGCACAUAAGGGAUUUUGCAUGUCAACACUAAGGACACAUAAGGAUUAUGUAAAGGCCUUAGCCUAUGCCAAGGAUAAAGAACUGGUAGCUUCAGCUGGGUUGGACAGACAGAUAUUCCUUUGGGAUGUGAAUACCUUAACAGCAUUGACUGCCUCAAACAACACUGUCACAAGUUUGCAUCGAGACAGUGGUUUAUAUUUUGAGAGUGCUUCUACCUAUAGCGUUCUAGCCCCCAAGAGUAUGAUUGAACAACAAGGAGCUAGUUCCUCGCUGCAGUCUAAACAUGCCUCUUCUUUAAGCGGGAACAAAGAUUCCAUUUAUAGCCUGGCAAUGAAUCAACUGGGAACAAUCAUUGUAUCAGGGUCCACUGAGAAGGUUUUAAGGGUGUGGGAUCCAAGAACAUGUGCGAAACUAAUGAAGCUGAAAGGGCACACAGACAAUGUCAAAGCACUGCUGUUGAACAGGGAUGGUACACAGUGCCUUUCGGGCAGUUCUGAUGGGACAAUUCGCCUUUGGUCCCUUGGCCAACAGAGGUGUAUAGCGACGUACCGAGUCCAUGAUGAAGGCGUUUGGGCUCUGCAGGUCAAUGACGCCUUCACACACGUGUAUUCUGGUGGAAGGGACAGGAAGAUUUACUGUACAGACCUAAGAAACCCUGACAUUCGGGUACUAAUUUGUGAAGAAAAAGCACCAGUUCUCAAGAUGGAGCUUGAUAGGUCAGCUGAUCCCCCUCCCGCAAUCUGGGUUGCGACGACUAAGUCUACAGUAAAUAAAUGGACCUUGAAGGGAAUUCAUAAUUUCAGAGCCUCCGGAGAUUAUGACAAUGACUGUACAAAUCCUAUAACACCACUUUGUACGCAGCCUGACCAGGUUAUUAAAGGGGGUGCUAGUAUUAUUCAGUGUCACAUUCUUAAUGAUAAGAGACAUAUAUUAACCAAAGAUACCAAUAAUAAUGUGGCAUAUUGGGAUGUAUUGAAGGCAUGUAAAGUUGAAGAUCUGGGCAAAGUGGAUUUUGAGGAUGAAAUUAAGAAAAGAUUUAAGAUGGUGUAUGUGCCAAAUUGGUUCUCAGUAGACUUAAAAACAGGGAUGUUGACUAUUACUUUGGAUGAGAGUGAUUGUUUUGCUGCUUGGGUUUCUGCAAAAGACGCUGGCUUCAGCAGCCCUGACGGGUCAGAUCCAAAACUGAACUUAGGAGGACUUUUACUGCAGGCACUCCUAGAAUAUUGGCCUAGAACACACGUGAAUCCAAUGGAUGAAGAAGAAAAUGAAGUAAACCAUGUAAAUGGGGAGCAGGAGAACCGAGUGCAGAAGGGAAAUGGAUAUUUUCAAGUCCCCCCCCACACUCCUGUGAUCUUUGGUGAAGCUGGGGGACGCACACUGUUCAGGCUGCUCUGCCGAGACUCCGGGGGUGAGACUGAGUCGAUGCUUCUUAAUGAGACAGUGCCACAAUGGGUCAUUGACAUCACUGUGGAUAAAAAUAUGCCCAAAUUCAACAAAAUUCCUUUCUACCUCCAACCUCACGCAUCUUCGGGAGCAAAAACCUUAAAAAAAGACAGACUCUCCGCCAGUGACAUGCUCCAAGUCCGGAAGGUAAUGGAACACGUUUACGAGAAAAUCAUCAACUUGGAUAAUGAGUCGCAAACCACUAGCUCUUCUAACAACGAAAAGCCAGGGGAACAGGAAAAAGAGGAGGAUAUUGCUGUGCUGGCAGAGGAGAAAAUCGAACUUUUGUGCCAGGACCAGGUUUUGGAUCCAAACAUGGACCUCCGGACGGUGAAGCACUUCAUCUGGAAGAGCGGGGGCGACCUCACCCUCCAUUACCGCCAGAAGUCCACGUGAAGGGCGGGCAGGCGCUCCUGGGUAUGCAUUUACCGACCUUCCUCCGUGGCCCCGAGAGUAGUCCUAGGAAGCCUGCCGAGCCCCAAUGGGAGCAAGACUUCUAGCGGCCGAUUUGGUAUGGACCGAGAUUCUCUUUCAGUUGAAGCGACUAAUCGAGAUGUAAUAUAGAAACCAGUCUCCAUGUGUAGAUUAAGCUGUCCCCAGGGAGGCAGAGAGUGAGAGCAGGACAACCCCCACCCCCCCCCGCCCCCGAAGAGGACUGUGUCUUGCAAGAUGUACAGAGAACGGACGACAGGCCAGCACAGACUCGGCUUCCUCCUUUUGUUUCAAAGGACCUUAUCUUUGUCUGUUAGCACUUGUUAGAGACACAUCGGUAGAGCCACCUCUGUCACUGUGUUUCAACUUCAAACCCACACGCUCUGUAGCUUUUCUAAGAGAGUACAUUCCAUCCACGCAGCACCUAUGAAGGCUUUUUCCGAGUUGGUCAUUAAAAACAAACACAACAAAUGUUCUCACACUUACGACAGUUAUUUUUAAUAGGAAUUUGCUGUUGUACAAUUCAGGAGCCAGCCCACUUCAAAAUAAAUUCUCCUCCUUGGGCUCGUUUUAACCCUGCAUCUCAGAUGCGUUCUUUUAGGAAGACCUGUAGAGAUUCCGGGUGCCGGACCGCAGCCCUCGGACUGCCAGACUGGAGUGCGCCCCGCGGUGCCCCGCGGUGCCGUGGGCCGCAGGGAGGUGCGGCUUUCACUCCUCCUCGCGGUGCCCGGUUUUGUUUAUGGGCAAAAGCCAGGCGACGCCACAGGCUCUCGCUCUGGGUGAACAGUGUGAUGCCAUCAAAGCCCAAGACCGUGAUGGAACGGUAGCUUCAUUUACACGCGACCCAAAACGCCUGGUGUCCUGGUGAGCUGACUGGAUACUCUGUCCUGGGAGUACACAUACUCGUUCCUCCGGAGUUUCACAGGCAGGGCGGUGGUGUGGUGCCUGCACCCAGAGUUCUCUUCACUGUUCUUUCUAAAGCUUUCCUAGAAUCCUUUGAGUCUUGUACAGAAUAUAACUUAUUGGGGAUAAACACUUCGACUUUUGGCAAGAAGAAAUACUUUGGAUCCUCCCCAAGGUCAUUUGUAUUCAGCACAGAACAAUGGUCCACCCCAUAAAACUACUUAAGACAAGCCUCCUGUAUGAAGCCAGAAGCACAAGUGCCUUCGGAGGGCAGUUUAUUCGGGUCCAGUCGCCUCCCCCUCUCGUGUGCGGUCAGUCCCCACGGCAGCAGGGGCCGGGGAGGGCGGGGAAGGUCUUUCUUCCUCCUUGUCCUCUUCCCGGGCUCCGCUGGAGGCAGCUGACGGGCCCGGGUCCAGACCUGACCAUUUGAGAUUCCCUUGCCUGCACGACUGUAGAGACAGGGCUCCCUCACCGCCGGUCAGGCUCCUUUGGAAAGUGGACAGGUCACUGCCUCCAGCACUUUGAAGAAGUCAGCAAAGAGGUGCCACGUUCCCAAGGAGUCUUUCCCCCUCAUGCACAGAGCCACCGGCUUCUUUUUUUAAAGUCCUUUCUAUCUGUUGGAUACAACGGUGCACUUUUGGUGCACAUUUUUUAGCAAUAGUUGUGAAUUAAUGAAACACAACAACCAAAAAUCCCCACAGCUCAUUUACCAGCCCUCAGCUGUGUCUGCGGGAGGGGGCCUUGGGCCACAGAACGGGUUUUGCUGGGCCGUUUUGCCCUGUGUGCCGAGGCGUGAGGGGCGGCUGCACUCCCUUCCUGUCAUCCAUCUGACCCUCGGCAUGCUUCUACUUUUUUUCCUUCCAGUCAAACCAGUAAUAGUUUCCAGAAAAUUUGACAGCCUGCAAUGCCAAAAGGGUAAAAAUCUGUAUUUCACGGUUGUAUAGAAUAAAGGCUUUAAUUAAAAUA